CUGGCUCGACCAGGCCGACAAGUGAUGGGAACCGAGUGUAUUGAUACCUUUUCUCUUCGGACUAGCAGCAGUGAUCCCCCUGCUCGGCCGCUUCCUCCUCUUCGCCCUUACCCCUUACGCAGAUGAAUCGCUUCUCUACCUUCUCUCUCCCUUCCGAUCUUCCAACUCUCUAGCCAUCUUGGGCCGAACCCCUUCUAACCUUGGAGAUUCGCCCCGCUCCGAUCCCUCCUUUCCAUUCUUCUUACAUCCGCAAGUGGACUGAGUUUGCGACGGUCAGCGCGUGGAUGCUAACGGUGAAGUGCCACUGGGCACGGUAUUAUAGCAAUCGGAAGUUGGAGAUCUAUAACGAGAUCUCACUAGUGCUAGCACAAGCGUGGUCGGAGGAGGCAAAGACUGACAACACCUUAGUUGGGCUCCUCUGUGGAGGGAUCGCCGAAGGAGGCCGAGCGACUAUCCCCUACGAGAUCCUCACGUUCCUAUCUCAGCUUGUGGACGAUCUGCCAACGAGCAUCAUCUCCUUCAAUCCAAGCAAUCCUAGCGAAGCCGGGCCUGUCACUGUGGAAAGAACGUUGACGCCGACAGUAAUUUGGCCAAACUGUACAGAGGAUGUCGGUCAAUACUUGAGUGAUCACGAUCCUACGGCUUGGUGCUAUCUGGACCUGAACGAGCUCGCGCCGGAUAAUUCCAAUCUGAACGAGUACUGGAACGCUCAUUUGGCACACGGAGAGGUGUCGUCGGACGACGACCCAAGUCGCAUAGCCAUCGCGGGGCUGUCAACGGAAGAAGAGUCGGAAGCCCGAUCAACGACAAAGGAGGAAGAGGAGGCAUUGGCACCCGAGCCCCAGGAGGCUCCUCCAGUCCGAGCACCACCUGCCGCACGAGGAGGAUCUGCCCUGAACCCCGAAGUCCCCUCCGACACCGCCAGCCGUCACGAUAGUGCGGAAUCUUCCUGCCGGCGCCACCGCUCUCGCUCAGCAUCUCCUUCCUCCACCUCCCCCUUCGUGCUUCGUCCCCGUCCUCCUCCCCGCACGGGCGCUCCGUCCUCGUCCCAUCUACCGCCGCCCUCUUGAUUAUCUUUCAUUUUCACCUCUUCCCCAUAUCGAAUUCCCCCUAACCUAUCGCAUGUUCGCCAACCAACUCUUCUGCCACCACUUCGUUGUGCGACUCCUGUGCACAGUCUUUCCACAUUGUUCCCCCUCCUUCCCUCUCAACAUCCUUCUUUUCAGUAUCGCCUGGAGGCAACCAUAUGGAGUUGUAUUGCAUCGUCUCCGAAACUUUCCCCGCGGCAGAGGAUUAUGAAUCUCUACGCGGUAAUAUUCUCUGGAAUAUCCCAACCCUCUAUCCAGACUAUCUCCUCUCCCUCUCUCGACCCAAUCAUCAAUUCCCUUGCGCGCACCUAAUCGUCCACUUUGUCGAUCUCAGUGACGAAGCCUCCGACUUAUUUCCUCCCCUCCCAGCCGAAUGGCCAAGACCACUCCAUCACCCUCUCCUCGUCAACUAUCGCCGAUAGGAUUUCAAGUAAUGAAGCGGAACCGGCCAA
Chara braunii is the source of this 1540-nucleotide messenger RNA. The record is from the annotation of a GenBank genome assembly. NCBI's taxonomy places the organism in Eukaryota, Viridiplantae, Streptophyta, Charophyceae, Charales, Characeae.